GCGCAGAAUGAACGUUUUAUAGCCAUCUUAUUUUUCAGUUAUCGUUUAGAUUCUGAAGUGGUAACUAGUGAGUUGGGAGUGAGAUUCAGUUAUUAUUUAGGUUGUUAUCUGAUACAAUUAUUAAUUUUAAACACAAUUUUAAAAUGUGGGAUUCUUUUACUAUUGAUGAGUGUCAAACAUGUCCGUAUACUAGUACUACAAAUAUAUAUGACCAAAUGGAAGUUCCACACUUGGACAAGGAAAAUAUUCAGCCGUUCAACCACAUAAAAAAUGACGAGCUGUCUCUAUAUGAUAAUGGAGGCAGUAUCACAAAAUACCGGGAAGCAUCUUUGUCUCAUUCUCACCGACCUCUAGAAGAACACGACUCAAAUUCACAAGAUUCUGGUUACAGUGCAAGCUACCAUGGAGAAAAAUUUUUGGCUUAUGCCUCUCCAAUACGAACUGCAAGCACAUCUUUUGGCUCUAUGGUCUCUAUGGAGGAUGAAUAUUUUGAUUUUUCUGAUGUUGAACCUUUAGAGAAACCAAACUUACCUCACGAUUUCAAUAAGCUUAUAACAAAUCCUUUGAUUAAUCGAGCUAAACCUGAAAAAGUCUCAUCUCCAAAAGACACUAUAAUAAGACCACUUUUCAGAAGAGCUUUAUCACUCCAACCUCACACGGAAAACACACCUAAUAGUAGAAGGGUACGAACCAGUUUAUUUAGAGGUGAACAUGAAAUCAGAUCAUUUAAGAGACCCGAACCUCCGAACGAUCUCGACAGUACACUUGUGAAAAGGUCAAAGAUAUUUAACGAUAAUGAUGAUAGUGAUUGUGAAGCCUCAGUUCCUGUAGCCAGACCUGUACUGCAACGUGCAUUUUCUGCUACAGAGGACAGUAUUAUGUGUGCAGUGCAAAGAUCUGCGAUUGAACCUGACCUUAUUGGAGAUUUUACGAAGAACUUCAGUCUUCCAUUAACAAUCAGUCGACAUCAAGAUUUAAAGGCCAUUACGGCAGAUACACUAGCUUCACUUAUGAAGGGAGAGUUUAGUGAUACUGUGGAUUCUUAUAAAGUCAUUGACUGUAGGUAUCCAUACGAGUUUGAAGGGGGUCACAUUAACGAUGCACUUAACUUCUACACCAAAGAGCAAUGUAUGCUACUACUAAACUCAACACCUGAUGUUACUGAAGGUUCUCACGCAAGACAUAUAUUGGUUUUCCAUUGCGAAUUCUCCAGCGAACGUGGCCCAAAUCUAUACCGAUUUUUGCGGAAAGAAGAUAGGAAUAAAAAUGAAAGUGUGUAUCCUUCUCUUAACUUUCCGGAAAUCUACCUCCUAGAAGGUGGAUAUAAAAAAUUCUUUGAGACUCAUCCAGAGUUGUGCACUCCAGUCGCAUAUAAAGAAAUGCUGCAUCCUGAUCACGAAGAUGAAUAUAGACACUUUCGAUCUAAAUCAAAAACAUGGAACUGUGAUUCACGUCAACGUCUACAAAAAAAAAGGUUAGGGGUGUAAAAUUUGUUUAGGAUGCCAUAUAAUUUUAUAGUACAAAUAAUUAGCUUAUCUAUUUGGUUCAUAGUACCUGUUGUCAAAAACAUGAGAUAUAUUAUUUUAAUUAAUCAGACAGUGCAUGUCUGAUGAACCAAAAUACCCAUUACCACUUAGUGAUGUAGGUAAAGUGCAUGCUUUUAUUACUAUUUGUUGCCUGAUAUAAAAAAAACGUGCGCAUAAUCCUUAUAAUAUCAAAAUUACAGCAGUGCCGAACAAAACAUUAAGAUUUUGGUAUAUGGUAUCUCUGACUAUAUCUUCAUUUCAAACUAACAUGUGGGUAUUACAGAAACUUUUCUUUAAUUAUGCUUAUCCAAUUUUAUCUACUAGGACCAAAAAUGUAUAAGGUUAUAAUUAAAUGCCACAAUAUUCAUGGCACAGCCUUUUUAAAAUUUUAUAAAUGUAUAAUUUUAUUACAUACUUUUUACUUAUGCUUUUUCGAUAUCUAAUCAUGUCUUUCUGAGUUAACUCAAUCUCCACGAAGUAAAGAUCUUUUUACGUACGUAUAUUAUGUUGCUG
Molecule: messenger RNA, 2039 nt
Organism: Diabrotica balteata
Lineage: Eukaryota; Metazoa; Arthropoda; Insecta; Coleoptera; Chrysomelidae
Source: the annotation of a GenBank genome assembly